Maudiozyma barnettii is the source of this 654-nucleotide messenger RNA. It is a transcript of the gene FCF2, whose product is annotated as Fcf2p. The coding region runs from base 1 to 654 and encodes 217 amino acids. Gene Ontology annotation, cellular component: nucleolus. Lineage: Eukaryota; Fungi; Ascomycota; Saccharomycetes; Saccharomycetales; Saccharomycetaceae. Gene Ontology annotation, biological process: RNA processing. The transcript has a single exon. The record is from RefSeq and is a predicted model, not a curated record. Gene Ontology annotation, molecular function: RNA binding.
AUGGAUUCCAAUAUGGAUGAUCUUUUCAAUGCGUUGAAAGAGUCGGUCACAAAAGAGAGCACACCUACAACUGUGGACACAACUAAUCAAGUCGAUAAUGACUUGGAUGCUAAUGACAAUAUUGUGGGACUUGAUGGUGAUAAACGUGAUACAGAAAAGAUAUUUCGUGAUAUCGAGAUCACUAUGAACAAACUACCAAAACUUGACAAUGGAUUUGAUUCCUUGGUGAAGACCAAGACUGUUAUACCGAAUGAUAAAUCGAGUACAGUGAAGUCAAAGAUGGUACAAAAGGAAAAAACGCAGGAUGACUGGUUUACUAUACCAAAACCAAGUGAUAGUAAGCGUAAAGAACUACAGAGAGAUCUGACGUUGAUUAAACAUAGGGCUGCUUUGGACCCAAAGAGACAUUAUAAGAAGGAUAGAUGGGUAGUACCUGAACGCUUCUCUGUUGGUACAAUCGUUGAAAGUAAAGGUGAAUUUUAUAGUAGUAGGAUUAAGAAUAAAGAUAGAAAGUCUACUAUUUUGGAAUCCCUUAUGGGAGAUGAUACAGGUAAGAAAUAUUUCAAGAGGAAAUUUACAGAGAUUCAAGAUCAAAAGAGCAGUGGUCGUAGAGGUCAUUAUAACAAGAGUAAAGCCAUGAGAAAGAGAUACUAA